UUGAAGAUGAGAACCUUGUAAGUUAAAGAGCUUCAUGCUCUUCAGCCAAAACUCUGCUGUUUACAAAUAGGGGAAAACAACAUUCGUUUCCUAGGUGAUUUGACAGGCUUAACCGGGCAGGUAUAAAGCACUUCUCUGAGUAUUAGAUGAUGUUCUCUGGGUAGUGAAAACCUGAACGCACUCUAGGUGCCCUUAUCCGAACAUCACUUGUGCCAGGAUUCGAGUGCUUUCCGGUGAAGUUUUAAGGUCUCAUCUAAAUCAGGGGAUGUAGCUUGGCAUUUGUUCAUUGGACCCCAACAUCCUGUUACCAAAUCAAACUCAGGGCCUCUCGCCGGCGGGCAGUAAGGCCAAUCUAAUGACACCGGGUUGUGGUGAAGGAAAGUGCAGCAUUUAUUGUAAAGAUGCCAAUACAAAGAGGAUGGGUGGCUCAUGUUCUAAAACCCCGACGGUUUUGGGGGGAGUAUUUAAUGGGCAAAAUUUGGGCUGAGGGCUACAGGGCUUGUGACUUUGUUCUGACCGGCUGGUGGCGAGGUAGCAGGGCGGCGCUCCAGGGAUCUUGGGCUCAGCCUGAAGUUACCAUCCUCCACCUGGGUGGAGGCCUUAGUUCCCGCAGAAGAACUCAAAGAUAUUGUUGUGUGUAUCCCUUGAGGAGGAACCAGGACGCUGCCCCAAGGCUGCAGUAUUGUUUCUAGGCUGUUCCUCCCUUGUUUCUGCAUCCCCUCCCUUCCCUGAUUAGCAACUGUUUGAAUCUGCCCUUUGAAGCUCAGGGGACGUCCAGGAGCCUGAAGGAAGCCUAUUUCCUACAAACAAGAAACGGGGGGCACGGAAAGAAUUUGUACCAGGGAGGACCCCACAGGGUCCUGCUCCGUUUCAAUCCUUACGAUAAGCACCACGGUGGGAGGAGAGGGGCUGUCACGAGGUAAUCUCAAAGUCACAGGACCCAGAGCCCUGCACUUUCAGAUCCCCUAGGACUGGAACCCCGCUAAGCUCUUGUUUUAGAAAAGAGAGGGCCGGGGACUUCCCUGGCGGUCCAGGGCUGAAGACUCCGCACUUCCACUGCAGGGGCUUCGGGUUCAAUCCGCGGUCCAGGAACUGGGAUCCCGCAUGCCUCGCGGCAGGGCCAAAAAAAGAAAAAGCAAAAGAGUAGGGCGGGGCUAGAAAGCAUUACAAAAGAGCCCGGUGGGUGAGGUUUUUUUUUUUAAUUUUCCAUCUCGUCACUUCAGUCAGUUUUUCACUAAAGCGGCAUGUUUGAGAACGGAGGCAACAUUAUACCCCGUGGAGCGUGGUCGAAGAGUCGAGGGACCAGGCUGUGGAUCAUUGCCAUGAGCAACAAGGCGGGGCGAGUGCCGCAGCCUGUCGGAUGACUAGCAGGAAACGGCACGCCUGCCAGAACGCAUCAUUUCAACUUUCGUUCUUACUGUAUUAAUGCCCUGAAUGACAGUAACAAGAGGGGGGCAAAAAGCCCUCCGGAAAUGAAGGAAAAGAGAUCUGAGAAACUAAAUCUGCAGGGGAAAAGGAGACUAAAACCAGAGUUUUAGUGAAACAGCUAGCCGUUGGGAGCUGGGAGCCAGAGGGAGGGAAAAAGGCUGGGCUUAAGCAACCUGCUACCGGGAUGUAGACAAAGGCGGUUUGAAAGGCAGAGGACGAGGCGGGCUCAGUAGCUACUCUCAGCAUGGGGAGUGCGCCAGCCGCUGGAUUCCCGGGAUGAAACCGAAUGAAUUCACCGUGUCUCCUUCAGUGCACGAAUUACUGGAGUAUGCACCAAAAUAAGAACUCAGAGAAAAAAGUAAGUUUGGGAGAGGACUUAGAUUUUGACGGUCUUUGAAAUCUCCUCUUGGAGGCAUGCCUUCAUUGAUGCGUUACCUCUUUAUAGUUUCUGUCUCUUGUGUAAUCAUUUUUAUCAUGUUCUACGUGUUCAAUUUUGGGGGCGAGCAAGGCUUCCAGAGGCUAAAUAACUCGGACACUUCGAUGCUGAGUCAAGUUUGCAUAUCCUUUAUCAAUGGCAAAACACCUUUCCUCUGGAGAAACAAACUCAUGAUCUAUGAGACGUCCUCUUGCAAGGAAUACUUGACUCAAAGCCACUACAUCACGGCGCCGUUAUCUAAAGAAGAAGCUGAAUUUCCUUUGGCAUAUAUCAUGGUCAUCCAUCACAAUUUCGACACCUUUGCAAGGCUCUUCAGAGCUAUUUACAUGCCUCAGAAUAUCUACUGUGUUCACGUGGAUGAGAAAGCGACAGUUGAAUUUAAAGAUGCAGUGAAGCAAUUACUGAGCUGCUUCCCAAAUGCUUUUCUGGCUUCCAAGAUGGAACCCGUGGUCUACGGUGGGAUUUCCAGGCUCCAGGCUGACCUGCACUGCAUCAAAGAUCUUGCAGCCUUGGACGUUCCGUGGAAGUACGCCAUCAACACCUGUGGGCAAGAUUUCCCCCUGAAAACCAACAGGGAGAUAGUUCAGUAUCUGAAAGGAUUUAAAGGGAAAAACAUCACCCCAGGGGUGCUGCCUCCAGCUCACGCAGUUGGGCGGACUAAAUAUGUCCACCGAGAGCACCUGGGCAAAGAGCUUUCCUAUGUGAUAAGAACCACAGCAUUGAAACGGCCUGCUCCCCACAAUCUCACCAUUUACUUUGGUUCUGCCUAUGUUGCCCUGUCAAGAGAGUUUACCAACUUUGUUCUCCAUGACCCACGGGCUCUUGACUUGCUCCAGUGGUCCAAAGACACCUUCAGUCCGGAUGAACAUUUCUGGGUGACGCUCAAUAGGAUUCCAGGUGUUCCUGGCUCCAUGCCAAACGCAUCGUGGGCCGGGAACCUCAGAGCUGUAAAGUGGUUUGACAUGGAAGAUAAACACGGAGGCUGCCACGGCCACUAUGUCCAUGGCAUUUGUAUCUAUGGAAACGGAGACUUAAAGUGGUUGAUUAAUUCGUCAAGCCUCUUUGCUAACAAGUUUGAGCUCACUACGUACCCCCUUACUGUGGAAUGCCUAGAGCUGAGGCUUAGAGAAAGAACCCUAAAUCAGAGUGAAAUUGCAAUACAGCCCAGCUGGUAUUUUUGAUCCACUGCCACUCACGACUGAAGGGGACUCACAGCUGGAAAGGAGAGCUUUUCUUUGUGAGAAAAACUUGGCCUGGGUUAUAUGAACAGUCUCAGGGCCAAGGUUAUGGCUUCAGGACCUGACUACGUUAUUACAUGUUAAAAUAUUCUCUGGACACCGUGAAAGAAAUAUGCUGUCAGGAUGGUUGCACAGGGUGAUGUUGGCGCUUUGGCCUCUCUGGCAGUUUCUUGAGGCUCACCUCUGUAUCAGGCUAAUGUUCUGAUCAGUGAUAAAUUAAACUGUCCUCAGAUCUUUGCAUCCGAUCCUCAUCAUAUACAAAUGUUCUAAUGAAAAGGAGAAUUGUGGAUAAUACUAUUUAGGAAAAAAAGAACUGGGUUUCUUUGAAGAAGGAAUCUUUUAUAACAGAUCUCUAGCCACACAUUGAUGGAUAUCCCCUGCUCUUUGCUUACCUGCACGUAGGCAUAGAAAUCGCUUUUUCGGUAACUGACCAAUCUCCUUUACAACCUGAGCUCCUAGAACUGAGAACUAGAUCUUCUUCCUGAGUUUCAACAGUAGCAUUUUCAAGUUUCCUGUGUCUAAAGUUCUGUAUAGAAUUUAAAGCCAUUCACAAGAGACAGAAUUUAAGACAGCAGUCACUGCCUGCUGCUUCAGUAAAAGGCCCCCGGGGGGGAAUCAGUUUCUUGAAUAUUUGUCAGAAUAUACUCUGAUCCCUCUUUCUUGUUUUCCAUUGAGAACAUGGAAAAGUUCUUGAAGCAUGAAGAAUUUCUAGAAGAGAGGUGCUAUUGCAUGGGUGUAGCCUCAAGCCUUGAAUAUCUCAGAGUAAAUCACUUUCCUUUAUUGCCACUACUCUCCACCCCGACCAAAGUGAUCUUAUCUGCAAAAUGGAGACCAAAUUCUUUCCCGUAAGCCUUUAAGGAGUCCAUAGUGUUCUCUGGGUAGCUUUGCAAUGCCUGGGGGUCAUAGGAGUGCCUGGAUUUUUAAAAGCUUUCAAAUGUGUGUGAGCCUUUGGUCACUUAUCCUUCCUCCCAUUCAUGUAUCCAAUUCAUUCAUUCAGCAUCUGGUCAAUAAGUAUUUCUUGAGUGUUUAUUACACACCAGACACGUGCAGAGACAAAGAGGAGAAGUAAGUCAGAAGCCUUUUUCACUCUAAAAGUCCUGGCAAUAACGUCAACGUUGGAAAGGCUGCCCUAGAGAAUCUCACAGGGUGGUUGUAUUUUAACACCUUCAUGUGCGGGGUUGUAGACUGUGGUAUCAGGCCCAGGAUAUCAGAAAUUACAAAGUGAGGUCUAAAUGAGAGAUUAUUCCCAAGAGAGAAGGGAAGGAGGAGACGGAAGCCACAGCCGAUUGUGUUCUAGGUGUUCUGCUUGCUCCUUUAGGUCUCAUGGCCUUCAAAUCUCACAACGCUCUUGGGAAGCUCACAUGAUUACCCCCAUUUUGCAGAUGAAGUGAGUGAGGCCUAGAGAGGUUUUUAGUCAGCAUUAGGAAACAAGUUCUCUGUCUGAGAAUCGGGAUUGUCUUAUUGGUCUCCUUUGUUCAUUUCCUGAGGUGGAACAUUUAGAGAAGGUGAAGUAAAGCCAUAUUUAGCAUCCCAGAAUGGUCUCAGUGUUAAUAUUGAGAAAACGUCCUGUCACGUCAGAAAAAUGUGAAGUCUACUCUUAUAUUCCAUCCAGUUGCUUGAUAUUUAUUUAUUCUAAUGAAAAACAGUAACUACAAUUAAUGAUACAUUUAAUCCACGCAAUGUUAUUUUUUUCUGUAAUUGUGCCUGUUGAAUGUUAAUCAUAUUUAAUGACUUUGAAUUUAAUGACUUCUAGUGACUUUGAAGUAAAGCCUUCUUUUUUCCUGCUACCGAAAAAAAAAAUGGAACUGUAGUGGUUGAUGAAGAGUCAAGGCAUAGGGAACACACCCAGAGCUAAAGGCAGAAUCUGAAGAUCACCUUUUUUUUUCAACUAAUUUACAUGACACCACUUGAGAAGAAGGGUUGCUUUACACUGGAUCUUUCUCUUGUAGAACAAGAAAUCUUUUGCAAUAGAAGAUGUUUACAUGUCCGUUGUUGGUCAUUUCUUCUAUGUCUUAAGUACUUUAAUAUUGGGAGAGUGUAGUGUUUGGACUAGUGGGUUUCUGCUAGCCCUUGGAGAUGCCCUGAAAACUUUGUUUUCAAUGAUGUUCCAUGUUGUUUUCUUGGAAAUAAAUUAAUAUAUUGUUUUCCACC
Messenger RNA from Balaenoptera ricei (Rice's whale), 5253 nucleotides. Its product is annotated as N-acetyllactosaminide beta-1,6-N-acetylglucosaminyl-transferase. NCBI's taxonomy places the organism in Eukaryota, Metazoa, Chordata, Mammalia, Artiodactyla, Balaenopteridae. Gene Ontology annotation, biological process: transforming growth factor beta receptor signaling pathway. Gene Ontology annotation, cellular component: membrane. The record is from RefSeq and is a predicted model, not a curated record. The transcript is spliced from 3 exons. Gene Ontology annotation, molecular function: acetylglucosaminyltransferase activity. Bases 1843 to 3045 code for a protein of 400 amino acids.